AUGUAUGUGGAGAAGGCGAGGGAUGAUGCGAGGGUAUGGAAGAGUAGAGAAGAGGUUAAAUUGAAAGAGGUGAAACCGCCUGCAGCAGCUAUACCGGAGAGACGUUGGACUCCACCACCUCAAGGCAAGCUUAAGUGCAAUACAGAUGCAACAUGGAUGCAAGAAACUGGAGUUGGUGGAGUGGGAUGGGUACUGAGAGAUCAUAACGGUGAUAUGCUGUGGGCUGGGGCGAAAAGGUUACCCGACAUGGAAUCAGUGCAGGAAACAGAAACGGAAGCUUUACGCUGGGCCAUACACACGCUAGCAGGGUUUGGAUAUAGAAACGUCACGUUUGAAUCUGACUCUCAAGUGCUGGUGAGGAUGCUGAACAAUGAAGAGGAAAUCUGGCCCAGGGUGAAGCCCAUGAUCCAAGCGAUAAGCUCAUCACCGUCGGGUAUGGAGAAAGUUGAGGUGGCCUACUAUCUUAGGAGUGGAAAUAAAAUUGCAGAUAGAAUAACGAAGGAGACUACUGUGUUUAUGUCCAUUGUCCCUAAGUUAUAUUAUAUUGUGCUUAGUUGGUUAUUAUCUUGUAUGGAGGCUGAUAAGUCAUUUGUAGAACAAUGA
Molecule: messenger RNA, 603 nt
Organism: Brassica oleracea var. oleracea
Lineage: Eukaryota; Viridiplantae; Streptophyta; Magnoliopsida; Brassicales; Brassicaceae
Exons: 1
Coding region: 1-603 (200 amino acids)
Molecular function (GO): nucleic acid binding; RNA-DNA hybrid ribonuclease activity
Source: RefSeq, a predicted model, not a curated record